Larimichthys crocea (large yellow croaker) is the source of this 3592-nucleotide messenger RNA. It is a transcript of the gene hk2, whose product is annotated as hexokinase 2. Lineage: Eukaryota; Metazoa; Chordata; Actinopteri; Sciaenidae. Gene Ontology annotation, biological process: glycolytic process; glucose metabolic process; glucose 6-phosphate metabolic process. Bases 241 to 2997 code for a protein of 918 amino acids. Gene Ontology annotation, molecular function: ATP binding; glucokinase activity; D-glucose binding. The transcript is spliced from 18 exons. Gene Ontology annotation, cellular component: mitochondrion; cytosol. The record is from RefSeq and is a predicted model, not a curated record.
UCAGAAUGACGUGAGCAAACUACCAACUCCAGGAAGCUGGAAGUUUCUUGGUUUUUUGGUGCGACCGACGUUUGUAACUCGUUUAAGUGACGAGUUUAAGAAAAGGAACCGGGUGACGAGAGGAAACGUUGUUUUGUUUUGUUUUAUUAUUUUAAAAGAGGCUGUCUUUGAAGGUAACGCGAACUUUUACGUUAACUGUAAAGUAGCAGGACGUGAAGUCGCCACCGUCACUGACUGAAGAUGUUAACCUCGACUCAUCUGGCUAACUGCUGCCCCGAAGUCCAAGAUGACCAAACGCGUAAAGUGGACAAAUUCCUGCACCAUUUUCAGCUGUCUGAUCAGACUUUGAUGGAUGUGUCACUAAAAUUUCGACGAGAGAUGGACAAAGGCCUGUGCAGAGACACCAACCCCACAGCUGCUGUCAAGAUGCUGCCCACAUUUGUGCGCUCCACUCCUGAUGGAACAGAGCAAGGUGAAUUUCUGGCUCUUGACCUUGGUGGAUCCAACUUCAGAGUGCUCCUGGUCAAAGUAAUGGCAGGCGGCGAGCGAAAGGUGGAGAUGGAAAAUCAGAUUUAUUCUAUUCCUGAGCGCAUCAUGAGAGGCAGCGGGUCUGAGUUGUUUGACCACAUAGUUGAUUGUCUGGCUGAUUUCAUGGAGAAGUUAGGCAUUAAGGAUAAGAAGCUUCCUCUGGGUUUCACCUUCUCUUUUCCCUGCCAACAGACCAAGUUGGAUGAGAGUGUUUUGUUGUCUUGGACCAAAGGCUUCAGGGCAAGUGGAGUAGAGGGAAAGGAUGUAGUCAGCCUUCUGAGAAAAUCAAUCAGAAAACGAGGGGACUUUGAUAUUGACAUUGUGUCUAUGAUCAAUGAUACGGUGGGAACCAUGAUGACCUGUGGCUACGAUGAUCAGCACUGUGAAAUUGGCCUCAUCGUGGGAACGGGCACCAAUGCCUGUUAUAUGGAGCAGAUGAGAAACCUUGAGUUGCUAGACGGUGACGAGGGGAGAAUGUGCGUCAACACAGAGUGGGGCGCUUUUGGAGAUGACGGUGCCCUGGAGCACCUUCGCACUGACAUUGACCGGGAAAUUGAUGCAGGCUCUCUAAACCCUGGCAAGCAGCUGUUUGAGAAGUUGAUCAGCGGCAUGUACAUGGGAGAACUUGUGCGUCUCAUCCUUGUGAGAAUGACCAGAGAGCAGCUGCUGUUCCAGGGCAAAGCUACACCAGAGCUCCUCACCACAGGAAGCUUCAACACGAGCUACAUCUAUACCAUUGAUAACGACAAAGAAGAGGAAGGUCUGGUGAGUGCGGAUAAGGUGCUCCGGCACCUGAAUCUGGACCCAUCUCUUGAGGACUGUAUAGCCACUCAGAGGGUGUGUCAGAUAGUAUCUACACGGGCUGCACACUUGUGUGCCGCCACUCUAGUGGCAGUGCUUCGGCAGAUCCGGGAUAACAAGGCAGCUGAAAAGCUGCGUACCACCAUCGGAGUGGAUGGCUCUGUUUACAAGAAUCACCAAGAGUUUUCCAGGAGGCUCCACAAGAUGGUCAGGCGACUUGUGCCAGACUGUGAUGUGCGUUUUUUACAGUCACAGUGUGGCAGUGGAAAAGGUGCAGCCAUGGUAACAGCAGUAGCCUACCGUGUUGCCGCUCAACAUGCUGAGCGUCAGCAGAUCCUCAACACCCUGCGUCUGAGCCGUGAACAGCUGCUGGACGUUAAGGAGCGAAUGAGUGAGGAGAUGGUGCGAGGCUUGUCAAAGCAAACCCAUGAGCAGUCGAGUGUUAAGAUGCUUCCCACCUAUGUCAGAUCCACACCAGAUGGAACAGAGCACGGCGACUUCUUGGCUUUGGACCUCGGAGGCUCCAGCUUUCGGGUGCUGUUGGUACAAGUGCAAAGCGGAAAGAGACGUAAUGUUGACAUGCACCACAAGAUCUAUAGUAUCCCACAAGAGACCAUGCAAGGCACAGGAGAAGAGCUUUUUGACCACAUCGUGUACUGCAUCGCUGACUUUCUGGAAUACAUGGGCAUGAAAGGAACAUCUUUACCUCUAGGAUUUACUUUCUCCUUUCCCUGUCAUCAAAGCAAAUUGGAUGAGGGAAUUCUUCUGAGGUGGACAAAGGGUUUCAAAGCCAGCGGCUGUGUGGGACAAGAUGUAAUUACGUUACUUAAAGAUGCUGUCCGCCGCAGACAGGACUUUGACUUGAACUUUGUAGCGGUGGUCAAUGACACAGUGGGAACCAUGAUGACCUGCGGCUAUGAGGAUCCCAAAUGUGAGGUGGGACUCAUCGUAGGCACAGGAACCAAUGCCUGCUACAUGGAGGAAAUGCAGAACAUCGAAUUGGUGGAGGGUGAUGGAGGUCGUAUGUGUGUCAACAUGGAGUGGGGAGCAUUUGGUGACAAUGGCGAACUUGAUGACUUCUGCACCGAGUUUGAUCACACUGUUGAUGAUUGCUCUAACAACCCUGGCAAACAGAGGUAUGAGAAGAUGAUCAGUGGCAUGUACCUGGGGGAGGUGGUGAGGAAUGUGCUGUUAGAUUUCACUGCUAAGGGCCUGCUGUUCAGAGGCAAACUGUCCGAACGACUCAAGACCCGAGGCAUCUUUGAGACAAAGUUCCUGUCACAGAUUGAAAGUGACCGUCUGGCUAUGCGACAGGUCCGCUCAAUCCUGCAGCACCUGGGCCUUACCAACUCCACAUGUGAUGACAGCGUACUGGUAAAGGAGGUCUGUAGUGUGGUCGCCCGUCGUGCAGCUCAGCUCUGUGGUGCCGGUUUAGCUGCUGUGGUCGACAGGAUACGACAGAACCGCAACCUUAAUCAUAUAUCCAUCACCGUGGGAGUGGAUGGCACCCUUUAUAAGACGCACCCUCAUUUCUCCAGCGUCAUGCAAGAGACAUUGCAGGAUUUGGCACCGCAGUGUCAGGUGACUUUCCAAAAGUCAGAGGAUGGAAGCGGAAAGGGUGCAGCACUGAUCACAGCUGUGGCCUGCAGGAUCAAGAGCGAAGGGUAGCACUGAAUCAUCCAAACAGCGGUGGACAGGUAGAACCAAAACCACUACGAGUGGUAUCCUGGACCAGUUCACCAAAGUAAAGUCACAUGCACCGUGACCUGAGUGUAGAGCUUUAGUACAGAAGUGUUUCAGUUCUAUUUUGUGUUUGGUGUGUCUGUCUGUCGGAGGAGGAGAAGGAGGAGGAGGAUGGUGGUAGAUUACGAUUUGCACCUUUUUGUGAAAUAAGACUGUUACAAUCUCCAGCUUUCCACCCAGCUCACUAUUCAUGUUUUUGUGAAGACACCUGUGAUCCGUUUUGAAUUUUAUUGGUAUAGCACUGUAUAAGAUCAGACUUCAAAGUUUAAAGUGCCUCACAAUCCAAGACAAACCAAAAGAAAGACAUAAAACAAACACUACCACCAGAAAGAAUACCUUUAGCCUAAAAAUUUACAGCUCACAUCCAUUUUAAUGUUCAAACGCAAUGUUUGAAUUGAAAUACUUUUAUACAACUUAACUUUUAGUUUUACCUUCACUUAAAAUGUUUGUCUUCGUUUUAGUAUAAAACAUUAAAAAAUAAAUACAUUUGUUAUACUCCUCAUCUCUUCAUCAUAAGUGA